GGUGUCACGACAGAACUUCCCAAAACCGUAACAGCGCAGCAGACGCUGAACUGGCUACAGUGACCAGGCGGGGAGGCGUCUCCCAGCCAGCCCGCACGUCGCAAGCCAACAUUAUCGCGCCUCUCCGCGGCUAAGGGAAACUGGGCCCCACGGGCGGCGGCCGCAGGGCCUGCGGGGGCUUCUCGCUGCCGGUACAGGCAGAGUCGCCACGCGGGCUGAGGCUGCUCGUCCCGCGCCUCCAGACGGAACCUUUGUGCGGCGCCUCCUGCUUCGGGGGAGGGAAUUAACCGGGACUAGCCACCGGCUGCUUCCUUCCUGCUGGUGCGCGCCGGGACUCUGCGCCUCACGCUGCCGCCUGGCUCGCGUGUUAAAUCAAAAUGGUUCAUGCUGAAGCCUUUUCUCGUCCGCUGAGUCGGAAUGAAGUUGUUGGUUUAAUUUUCCGUUUGACAAUAUUUGGUGCGGUGACUUAUUUUACCAUUAAAUGGAUGGUAGAUGCAAUUGAUCCAACCAGGAAGCAAAAAGUAGAAGCCCAGAAACAGGCAGAAAAACUCAUGAAGCUGAUUGGGGUGAAAAAUGUCAAGCUUACUGAAUACGAGAUGAGCAUUGCUGCACAUUUAGUAGAUCCUCUUAGCAUGCAUGUAACCUGGAGUGAUAUUGCAGGUUUAGAUGAUGUUAUUACAGAUCUGAAGGACACAGUCAUUUUACCUAUCCAGAAGAAACAUUUGUUUGAGAAUUCCAGACUCUUGCAGCCACCAAAAGGAGUACUUCUCUAUGGCCCUCCAGGUUGUGGUAAAACUCUGAUUGCCAAAGCUACAGCAAAGGAAGCAGGUUGUCGAUUUAUUAAUCUCCAGCCUUCAACAUUGACUGACAAGUGGUAUGGGGAAUCUCAGAAACUAGCUGCUGCGGUCUUCUCCCUUGCUGUAAAGCUCCAACCUUCCAUCAUUUUUAUUGAUGAAAUAGAUUCCUUUCUACGAAGUCGUUCAAGUUCUGAUCAUGAAGCUACGGCUAUGAUGAAAGCUCAGUUCAUGAGUCUGUGGGAUGGUCUGGACACUGACUAUACGUGCCAAGUAAUAGUGAUGGGAGCCACCAAUCGCCCUCAAGAUCUUGACUCUGCCAUUAUGAGAAGAAUGCCUACGAGGUUUCACAUUAACCAACCAGCUUUGAAACAGAGAGAGGCGAUUUUGAAAUUGAUUUUGAAAAAUGAAAAUGUGGACAGGCACGUGGACCUCCUGCAAAUUGCUAAAGACACUGAUGGAUUUUCAGGAAGCGAUUUGAAAGAAAUGUGUCGUGAUGCAGCACUCCUGUGUGUCAGGGAAUAUGUUAAUGCUACACAUGAAGAAAGCCAUGAUGAAGAUGAAAUUCGGCCAGUGCAACAGCAAGAUCUUCACAAGGCAAUUGAGAAGAUGAGGAAGUCAAAAGAUGCAACGCUUCAGAAUGUUUUGAUGCAUGUUAGUUUAGACUAAGACUAAACAGUGUGUUUCCAGUUUCUGAUGUGGCCUAGUUGACUUGUGCUGUAAUCAGUUGAAAAAGGAAUGUGGGAGAGGGAAAUUCUUUCAAUAAGGGAGUUAAAUGUUUCAUUUCUAGAGGAUUUUUAUACACUGAAUUCUAAGUUAUUGAAAUCUGAUAAUCUUAAAGAAAUAGUUGUGGUCUACAGAUCAUGAAGUGGAUCAAUAUAGUCCAGUCCCAGAGUAAAUGCUUGUGAUUUGUCCAAUUACCAAUAUGUCGUAGCAGCCUUAAAGCAGAGUCUAAUGUGAUGCAUGUUUUGAAGAGCAACGAGACAUGGAAAUAAUUGAAUUCCAAUUCAUGUACAUACGUACAAACGUGUGUGUUUAUAUUAAAUGUAUAUAUCCACACUUUUAUAUAUAGACAUAAUCUGUAGAUAAUUGAAUAUGGAAACUUUUUUUAUUUACUGAAUGAAACUAAAUCAGAAGAUGUAUAGAUUUAAAAAAAAACUGUUCAGUGCACAUUUACCUUUUUUUUUUUUUAAAGCAACUCCUGGAAAAGGCAGAAAUUCUGCUGGAAUUGAGAUUUUAUUUACCAUUUUGAAGUAUUGGUAACUUUCACAUUAAUGUUUGAAGUCCACAUUCAGUAGAAGUAGCAAGUGAAUACAUAAAUGAAUAUUUUUUAUUUUAUAUGAAAUUCUGCUAUUUGGCUUUUUUUGGUUGUUAAUGCUGUUUUUACAUCUUUCCUCUGAGUUGAAUAAAUAACUACAGUAGAACUUUGCUAUCUGGUCUUUCAUUAAACCCUCCAUGUUAUAAUUCCCUAAAAUUAUCCCUCUGAUUUAUUUAACAUUAGUCACAGGUUACAUUAUGACUUCAUUUUUUUGAGAAUAUAUAUGGCAACAUAUUUACACAGUGCUAAGAAUUAUCACAAGUUUUAUUUCAACAUGGAGGGGAAAAUAUCUUUUGUGGUGUUUUGCUCAGUUUCUUCCUGUACUAAUUUGAAAAGCUGAGAGUCUAUCUGGGUCAUAGCAAUGUUCUACUGUAUUUGUUGGCAACAGUUGAACAAAUUUAUAUAAUCUUUAAAAUAAGAGAUUGAUAAUGUAAGAUGUAAAUCUUUUCCAAACUUAAUAUUGUUUUAUUAUAUAACUUUAUUUUUUAAAGAACUAUGAAUUAUGCUCUAAUCAAAUGCAUAUAUACUUCCUAACCUAAAUGCCAGGAAUAUUCAGACCAAAGUAUCUUAUGUACAGGCAGCAUGUGCUAAUAAGAAGGUUAAAUAAGCAUUGAAAAGCAAGUUAAAAAUAAGAUGAACUUUGAAGCAGCCAUCCUAGCAUAUAAAAUGGAAAUUCUAUCAAGUUUAUAACCACUGUAUUAGAAUAUGUAAAAAGUCCCUUUUUCUGAGAACUUCUUCAGUUAACUGUUUAUCAGCUGUUGAAAAGAUGUUGCUUUGACUCAGCAACUUGUCUUCCCACACCCUCUCUCAUAAAGAUUACCUUGUUCCUACCAAAUGUUGGUUUCCUUU
This is a messenger RNA of Pelodiscus sinensis (Chinese soft-shelled turtle), 2961 nucleotides long. RefSeq names its product ATPase family AAA domain containing 1 (gene ATAD1). Gene Ontology annotation, molecular function: ATP hydrolysis activity; ATP binding. Lineage: Eukaryota; Metazoa; Chordata; Testudines; Trionychidae. Gene Ontology annotation, biological process: extraction of mislocalized protein from mitochondrial outer membrane. Gene Ontology annotation, cellular component: mitochondrial outer membrane. The record is from RefSeq and is a predicted model, not a curated record.